AGCACUUUCUUCAUUCCGUGACAAAAUGUUUGAUGGUUCAACGCUCGAACAUGUUCACAUUUACCUGAGCAAUGUGUCAACCUACUAUAUUUUGAGUAUAAUUAUUUCAUUGCUGUCAGUAUUUGUCACUAUUUAUUAUAAAUCAAGAACUCUUGUCCCAACCGAAGAAAGAUCUACUCCGAUCACCACUGAUUCCUCAAAGCAAGAGAAUCCAGAUGAAGAUUCCAUGUUAUCAAAUAUGUCACCUGUAUUGAUCAAGCAGUUUUUAAAAGCUCAGGUCCCUCAAAAGCUGUUGACAGAGGAUCAACUUUCGGAAGAAAAGAGGGUAGAAAAAAAGCAGAUGGAAGCCAUUUUUAAGCUUAUGCAAGAGCAGCAGAGCAAAUUUCAGAUAAAUUCAAUGGAUGAUCUGCAGGAGCAAAUGCAGCUGUACGGAGUUUGAGUCUACAUUGGAAGUGACAUUUCACCACCAAUUUUAAAUUAUGACACUAUGUGGUUUGAUUUGGACCUCUAGAUGAAGCCAUAGUUUGGAGCAGCAUUCAUAACUUCUGAAAAUUUCAUUGGUUCGAAGCACAGCUCUUGGUAUGCAUGAGAAUUUAUAUCCCACUUUUCUUGUUUUCUAUUGUUUACCAUAAGAAUAGAGAUCUCAGUGAUGUAUGAAAAGAUCUGUAAUAACUAACUCGAAAUGGUUGUCAUCAGUUUAGAUGCGAUUCAAUUUGAUCACCUCUAAGGUUAGAUUUUCAGAAUAUGCUUUUGCACUCCUAGCCAAGGAAGCUUGAAGUUGAUGUACUGGUGGAUUCGAUGUCCAUCAACUGUGUCAUCAGUUACUUGUCUUUCCUCAAUUUUUUUUUCUUUUGCAAUUCUAAUACUAUGCAAGAUACACAGUAUCGAUGGCUAAAGUUUGAAACCUUGUACCUUCGUUUGUGAAGUUGCAGACUUCCUAUCAUAUUUUAUAUUUCCUUUGAAUAACUAGUGAAUGUAAUUUUCUCAAAAACUUCCUCAAUUUUUUCUCUCUGUUAAAAGAAUAGUCUGUAUAAAUUCAAGCAAUGAAGCGGCCUUGUUUCUUUUUAAAAAAAUGAAACAGCUCAAAUUUUGAAGUACUGCAAUAGAGAAACAUGGUUUCGCACUUCAGCCAUUGAUAUGACUGAAAGAACGUGUGAAGCUAGUCAGAGCCUGCAACUCUGUAGAAAAAAAUCUUCUUACAAGGCAGGUACUUCCUUCGAAGAGAAAGCACAACGAGUAUACUGCUUGUUUUUACCCUCCAAGAUGCAAUAAUCAAAGACAAUGCAACAUGUGCCUGAUACUGUUCGUGGAAGACAGGAUUUAUAGAAUAGAGCUCUUAAAGGUCAAAGAGAUAUGCAAUUUAGUACUUUUGUUUUUGUAAAAGUUCGGGAGGAACAUAAUGGUGCUCUUGGUUUUCUCUGAAACAAAUUCCCAACUCAAACAAGGGAAGCGAGAAAGUAAAAAAUGCUCUCAUUUUGGAAGCUCUGAUGGAGGAAAUUAUGCACCUACACUAUGGUGAGAAAUCACCUCUAUGCACCAAUGUUCCUCGCAAAAUUUUCCAUGAGGAAAAUGAAAAAGUAACUAAAUCGCAAAUCCCUAUGGCAUGCAAGAGCUGUAUUGCAUUAUCCUCAUGAAUGGACUUUUUUUUGUCAAAGUUUUUUUAUGUUUUUUUACAAAAAUCUACAAGCAAAUGCAUCUCAAAGGCAUGUCGCAGAUGAUUAAAAAUAAUUUUAAUUUAGUAGGUAAAGAAUGUCUGAAGUUAAGUCAAAGUUCCUUUGAGCAUCGUGUCAAGAACGAGCAAAAGGACAUCAACUCAUGAAUUAUCCAGAUAAACAACGCACAAACCUCUCGUACAAAACAAGAUCUAAAGUUUAGUCUAGUAUCAGAAUACUGUGGGUCUAAAUUUUGUAGAUUUUAUACCACUGUAAAUAUUUUAAGAUUAUAUGUCUGCCUAAAACAAGUCCCAUUAUCAAGAAAACAUGUGAGAUCAUGAGCCGACCCUGGAGCAUUGAUUAAAGUUUGCGAAGCUCCUUCUCUAUGAAACAUAUGUAUUAGGGUCAAUGUACCAAUUUAAUCUUCUGCAUUCAUCAUGACAGCUUUAAUAUGUGAAUAUGCAUUUUUAAUUAAUGAUUAUGGAUAGAUAUCACAAAUUGAAUAUCUAGUUGUAAUUGUUUGUACAAUAAAUGUGUUUAAUUUUUAUUAGAAA
Molecule: messenger RNA, 2206 nt
Organism: Bemisia tabaci
Lineage: Eukaryota; Metazoa; Arthropoda; Insecta; Hemiptera; Aleyrodidae
Source: RefSeq, a predicted model, not a curated record